AAUUGUGUAUUAUACUUAAAUCGCAUGACUACAAUCAUUGAAAUAAUACUGUCUUAAGCAUUUUACGAUUAAUUUAGGCACAGUAAACGUCUAAUGCUCGAAUCGAUAAAAAAUAAUAUAUCACGAUCGAAAUUAAUAAAAUUGAAAGUAUCGAUCUACUUUGAUAAAUGAAAAACUUAGCUUUUAGUAUUUGAAGUAGUAUUGGAGUAAAAUGCUAGUGUCAGAGAGGAAUAAAAAUAGACUGAUAAAACCAACGCAUUCUGUCUUACCGAACUCAAUAUUCAAAAAAUCGUUAGAAAGCACGUGGGUGGUAGAUAUUUUGGUUAUGAAGUUCAGGCCUAGAAUUUCUAAUUUCGAACAGACUUCGUACAAGAAUUGCGUUUGCUUCGUUUUCCAAAGUUUGAACCCUAAUUUGUCGAUCUGAUGGAUUUGAUUUAUUUCUCUCAACAAUCACUAAAUAAUAUUACCGCUUUCUGAAAAAUCUAGGCAGCUUUCCAUGUCACUUUGAUUUGUAUACCCAUUUCUUAUGUCUGUGCAUUUUUCAUUCUGCUGGUUGUUUCAAGUCAAUCUUUACAGAAUUAUACGGAUAAUUUAUCGAUUUUUCAAGCCCGUUCUGUUUGUUUGUGAUAGUUAGUGUAAUAAAAUCGCUUAUGCCAUUUAAUAACUUUGGACAGAGUAUCCAGUUUAAUCAAAGAUACGCGGCCUUCUUUGAACGUUUUUAUGGUUUCAGAAAUAUUGCCGGAGAUUAGAUAUAGCAAUUUCUACGAAAUAAAUGCGCAUUAUACGUCGUAUAUCGUGUACGUUUAAUUCGUCGAAAUAUCUUUUAAGUACAUAUAUUUAUUCCUCGCUGUUGUUUAAAAAAAGAUGAUCUUCGUCUAAACGUUCCCCGCCAAUUAGGGUUGAUGAUGAUGUUUCCGUCUUUUUAAUUUCCACACGGUAAUAUUAUUAUCAUGGAAAGAUCAAGUUACGUUGAGAAAAUUAUAAUUCUCGCCUCUUGUCGCUUUUUUCACUAUAAAUACUCUAAUCAAUCGUUCAAUUACUCGGUACCAGAAAAGUCCAAUGAAAAAUAUUAGAAAUUUUAAGCAAAUAUAUGUUUUGCUCUUUGGCUUCUUAAUAUAUUCGCAGCUUUUGUUCUUGCCAGUAAAAACAUACGAUUAUUUCGAACAAAAUUAACGUUCACUUUUAUCCACAUAGAGUCACGAUUUUAUAUCACUUCACUUUUAUUAUUUUCAUCUCACUGUAAUUAUCAACUAUGUAGUAAUAUAUUUAACUACACACUAUUCGUCGGUAGUUGUUUCGUCGAAGAACAAAUUUCGUUCGAUUCUCGUAAAAAGAAGAAAACACUUGCACUUUGCACUAGAAGCAAAAAUCACGAAUCCUAUGCUACCCGACUAUGGAGAAAGGCAAUAUGUUUUAAAUGGUGAAUUUCUGGCAAAUCGAUAUAUCCUUUACAGUUUCAGCCGUCGACACUUCAAAACCAGCGAUUCUCGAUAUUUUAUACUUCACGUACUUUCUGCAUACUUGUACAAGAAUGGCAUAGAUAGAUAGAACUAUAGUCACAGGGAACAAUGGGAAUAAAAUAAAACAUCAAACAGUACUCGUAUGUAUAUACGCAUUAAAUUACGCCUGUUUAAAUCACAUACAUUCGUAAAUAGAAAAAUAAUAUAAACAUUUAAGAAAUCUUAUAAAAUUAUAAAAGGUUUAAUAAGCAGCUAAUACAACGAUUGCAACGUACUUUCAAAACAUUUCCCGCGUGUCUCUGGUUGAAAACCUGUCUUAAACGAUACUACUUGACAAUAUAUAUAUAUGUAUAUAUAUAUAUAUAUAUCGAUUUCUUUGUAUCAAUUACGUCACUAAUUUUUUCUAACGCAAUACAAUAUUACACCUUGGCCACGUCUUUGCACUAUCAGGACGCACAUCGUUCACGAUUAGUGAAACGUAGAAAAUACUCGUUUCACGCUUUUCCGCGGUUACCGUCUAGUGAAAUUGAACAAAAUCAUUGCCGGCUCUCCCCUAUCAAGCAACGCGAAACGCAACCAAGUUCGCGGGAUCCGAUGGUGGAAUCGACGACCAGCGGAAGCAGCAGCGACACAAACGAACCCGUUUGUGCACAGCUAUUGACGCAAUUGAACACAGCCUAUCAACAUCUUGCACCCGAUGCUCAAGCACUGUUUUACAAUCAGGAGAAUGGAGGAAAACCACCAUUGGUCGGGAUACAGCUGAUGGUACCGAAACCGUCGAAGGAUUAUCGCUUCAUGAAAUGGAACUGGCCACUCAUACGGAAAACAUGCUUCUGGUCUCUGAUGUCGGUGCUGGCUGCAUGCGUAGCGCUCGUCAUUGGUGUAAUCGUCACGAUGCCGAAGAAGUGCGACCCUCCAGUUCAAUGGUGGCAAGGUAGCGUCUUCUACGAAAUAUUCCCCGCAUCGUUUCAAGAUUCCUCGAAAGGAGGUGACGGUAUCGGGGAUCUUCGAGGCAUAACGAUGCGUUUGGAUUAUUUAAAGAAAUUAGGCGUACGUGGGAUCCGCUUAAAUUCGAUCUUCCCAGCAGCACACUAUCCUGAAUAUUACACAAACAUCGAGAACCUGACAGACCUGAAUAAAGAAUUAGGAACGUUGGAUGAUUUCGCCGUGCUUGUGCACGAGACUCAUCGUCGAAACAUGAGCCUCGUUCUAGAUCUGCCAUUGUAUCCCUUUGUAAAGUCUUUGUAUAACGAAACUGUGCCCUCUGAGAAGCCGAAUAAAACAGACAAAGCCGUACGUGAGAGAAGAGACGUUACCGAAACGACGAUUCUGCAGGAGGUAACGCCGACGACACCUUCCAUGUCGCUGCAAGCGAUUCGCGAAGCAUUGUCCUCGGUGCCACCUCCUCUGGAUACCCCGCAGCGUGAUCCUCUCACGUCGAAACACGUGAACAACGUGUUAGAGAACGGCAACGUGACAGGGGCUAUAAAAAUUUGGUUGCAAAGGGGAGUCGAUGGGUUUUACUUGAAAGGACUGGAACAUUACGUGGACGAAGGUUCCUUUGCCAGCAGCUUGAAACACUGGAAGUCCAUCGUAGGCUCUGAGAGAAUACUUAUUUGUCACGUGGAUGCUUUGAACGCUGCCAAAUUGGUUGCAGCGAAAAACUCUAUUUUAAUGAAUAUGGAUCUUGUGGAUGUUACGUUGCGCGUGGCGAAUGGCACGAAAGAGAUCAAGCGCCAAGUAGAGCAUAUUACAAAAGGUGUGUUGUUUAAAAAGCCGGGUUAUCCUUGGAUACACUGGUCCAUAGGCGGCGUGGACUUGAAACGAAUAGCCUCUACCAUUAACGUGAAGAAUGCUACCCAUGCUAUGACUUUGUUAGGGAUGAUGCUUCCGGGAACGUCCAGUAUAUUCUAUGGUGACGAGAUAGGUAUGUUGGACUGUGAAUGCAAAGAUCAUAAGGAUCUUGCUCACGUGCACAACUUAGCUCCUAUGUAUUGGGAGGACAUCGGCGGUUCUGAGAUUAAGUUUACAUCCGGCGGUGUCACGGCUUGGCUUCCGGAAUCUAGGAAACCGUUGGAGACUAGCUUGACUGGAACCAUCGCUAAAAUGGCUUCUCUCAGAUCGGAAACUACGCCAAUCUAUGUUAAAGCGGUGCUAAAGGAGAAUCAGGUGCUGGCAAACUGUAAUAUUAGGUAUGCAGAAGAUGAAAUGAUCGUGGUAGAACGAUGGUAUCCACGACGAAACUCUUACGUGUUUUUAGCGAACCUGGGCAACCAAACGCAAACAAAGGAUUUAUCCUUCCUUUAUUACGGUGGUCAUGUGGUAGUCGGCCCAUCGUAUAGAUUAAGCAAAGACGUAUAUUUCAAAGAACUUAUCAUACCUCCGGGAGAAGCUUUCGUUAUAAAGCUUGAUAAAUGAAGAUUUGUUACUGAAUUAAAAAUCAAUGCAGCGUUCAUUUUAUAUGUACGAUCAAGAUUUUAGCAUCUUUGAUUAAUAUGGUCAGCGUGAAUUUGUGAUAUUUUAUUUGAAGGACAUCGUUGACGUUGCGAACGUUGUACAACGAAUGUUUAGAUAUGUUUAGAAAGUUCCUAUUAAUAAAUAAAUCGAUUAGGAACCACAGUGUCCAACAAAGGAAGAACGAUUUGGCGAAAAAAUAAAUGGGUUAUAUAUGGUGUGGAAAGGAAGAAGAAAAAGAGAAGUUUGUACGGUCUCAACAAUUACAUAUACAUACACGGGUAAAAUGUGCUUAGACACAAAAUCAAAAGCUCACGAUAAAAAUCAAAUCCUAUAUUGUUAACUUUAAUCUGGUUGGUGAUAAUGAAGAAGCACAACGAAACGAUUGCGCAUUUCACAUUCCAAAAAAAGACAAAUCAUUUCACGUUUGCCUGUGUUCAUUUUAAUGAUCAACGUCUAGGACGAGAUUACUUCGCUGAUUUGUAUAUCUUUUAAUCAUUUUGAUAAUAAAGCCAAAGAUGCUUGCGGUUCGAUUGAUUAUAUUCUCAGUCAUAAGGCGAAUUCGAUAUUAAAGUUGAUAUACUUCAUAACUUACAGAUUACAGGAAAUUUAUUCGUGUCACUGGGUACGAUUUUAAAUUUUUAGAUCGAUCUAAAAUAUAGCUAAUAUUUUUAUAUAACGAAUUUUAUCGCGUGUAAAGAAUUGUUCGCAAUGUGUAAUUUUCACUUCUUUUAUAAUCAUUUUGGUACUAAUCGAGUGAUAUUUUAUCGAUGCGUAAAUUUAAACGGUGCUGACGCAGAAACAAUCCUUUUUGUAUUCUUAUUCGAUAUUAUGUGACACGUCAUGUGUUCUCGUGACAUGAAUUUUAUAAGUUACGCGUGACUUUAUGUAAACGUAUAAUUCGAUCGAAAUUUCGUAAUAGUAUGUAUUAUGAAGGAAAUACAAUAUUUGUUAUCUAUAGUGUAUCCUAUGUAUUCAAAUUUUUACUUUAACAAAGUUCGAUUUUGAUGUGGAUAUUAAUAUUCGAAAAUAAAACAGAAAAUUUUAUCUCAUAAUUUUUUAAUUUUGCUAAUUAAUUUAUUUUCUAAUUGUAACAAUAGUGGAAUUAAUAAAAAAUGUACAUUUGAAAUGUUGAGCUACAGUCGAGUUGAUUUGUAUUGAGCGCCAUUUAUAUUGAGCGCCACCUGUAUGGAGCGCCACUUGUACUGAGCCUUUCUCGCUAGUGCUCGCUUUUGCUACCUGUUUCUAUAUAAGCGAUUUCCAAACAAUAGUUUACUGAAGCGUUCCUUCGAGCUACACCGCGGAGCCACAAACGGAGUUCUUAGUAACUUUUCAUGCUCUGAGGAAAGUCCCUGGACCGUGGGCAGAAAGUGCCGUAGCGCUAUCUGCUGCUAGCCUCCUGUCGUCUUUCUCGUCUUAGGGAUAGGAAGCUUCGGCAGAUCCUUUCGAGUUAGGGCGGGAGUGUAUUGGUCAAAUAAAAGUAAUGUGUUAGAGACGAAAAUUCUAUAAUUCUAGAAUUAUAGAAUCCGUGUCCAACUAAACAGGGCUCAUAACGAAGGAAAGCUUCCUUUUUU
Molecule: messenger RNA, 5488 nt
Organism: Bombus huntii
Lineage: Eukaryota; Metazoa; Arthropoda; Insecta; Hymenoptera; Apidae
Product: maltase A2-like
Exons: 6
Coding region: 2055-3878 (607 amino acids)
Biological process (GO): carbohydrate metabolic process
Source: RefSeq, a predicted model, not a curated record